AUGGUGUUGCACAAGUGGGCGGUGGUGAGCAGAAGUGCUCCGCCGCCGCCGGGGCUGCGUCCUCUCGCCCGCGUGAUUCCGUCACACCCGAGGCUGCGCCCUGCCGACUACAAGAUCCCGUACGUGUUGCGUGCGUUUAUCAAGGACCGCCACACCAGUGACAUGCAGCAUUUGGAAAACAGGGGGAUGUUCGCCGAGGAGCUUGCGAUUGAGCGGGCGCGGUUUCCGCGUCUUCACAAGACCCUGACAAUUCAGACAGACGGUUCGCUUAACGAGCGGGAGUUCGAGUUUGUCGUGCCCCCAGUCGUCACACUCUUUCGCGAUAGACUUUCCGCCCAUCGUCAGCGUCAGUUGGAGCUGGCGAAGAUAGGGAAGCUGCGGAGGGAGCACAGCUGGGAGACGACGACGGUGGGCGAGAAAUCCACCAACCCGGUGUGCAACGCCCUCGUCUUCCCCUACUGCGUGCCGAAGAUGAUGCUGAAAAGGCCACCACUGGCGGACCCGCUGAGUGCCAGGUCCAGUGCUCGUGGCGCGGGGUCGGGUUCGGCGGAGCAUUAG
Trypanosoma conorhini is the source of this 558-nucleotide messenger RNA. RefSeq lists its product as uncharacterized. NCBI's taxonomy places the organism in Eukaryota, Euglenozoa, Kinetoplastea, Trypanosomatida, Trypanosomatidae. Bases 1 to 558 code for a protein of 185 amino acids. The record is from RefSeq and is a predicted model, not a curated record. The transcript has a single exon.